AUGACUGGCAGGAGUGGCUACGCGAACGGUUACGGGUACUCCGACACCAGUCGCUACGACCGCGGCGAUGGUGGAUACGGCAAUAAUAGCAACCGGGGAGUAAAUGGAUACGAAUCUGGCGGAGCAAGGGACCGAAGGCCCGGAGGUUAUGGUGGAUUCUAUCCGGAAGCGUUGCAGCAACCGUCCUUGUCACCUGCACCAUCGCCGGAGCGUCGCCGCGAGAGGUACGACCGGGAUGACCGUUCCUACUCUUCGUCGCGAUCACGAACACGGGGACCAGAUGCGGAUAGAGAACGAAGAGCUCAACGUGCGGGUGAAAGCAGGGCUCGCGGAGACACCAGCCGAGUGCCGGGUAGCACCAUCAACCAAGGCGCGAAUGUUGGAGGGUCGCAAGCUGUGGAAAAUGUUUUGCAGUCCAUACAACGCGAAUGGGACUUCGUGGCGACCGACGACUGCGUACCGGUGCAAGUCGCCCUGCAAUUGAUGGACACAAGCACACUGGGGAAGGCGGAGCGUGAGCCGGACUUCCUCAAUGUACAUCAGACGAUUCAGCAGACCCUGAAGGCCAUCGUCAACGAGCAUCAUCAAGGCUUCAAUAGUUCCAUCGGCACGUACCACAAAAUCCAGGCGAGCAUUCAAAGCUCCCAAAGCCGAGUGCGCAACUUGAAGCAUGCGCUAGAAGAUGCAAAAGGUGGUCUGAUGUCUACCAAGCCCGAGCUGAAAGAGCUGGCGACAUCUUCCCAGAAAUAUGACGACAUAAUCCAGCUGUUCAGUCAGAUCCAGGAAAUUCAGUCCCUUCCUGAGAAGCUGGAGUCUAGAUUAUCCGACAAACGAUUCUUAGGUGCUGUGGAGGUAUUACAUGACGCACUGCGACUUCUACGGCGUUCGGAGCUAGAAAACAUAGGCGCUCUUGCGGACAUCCGAGCGUAUUUCGAGAACCAGGAGUCUUCCAUCACCGAUAUCUUGGUCGAGGAAUUGCACGAUCAUCUUUACCUGAAAUCUCCUUAUUGUGUUGAUCGAUGGAAGCCGCCGGCUCCAGAAACAGAAAGCAAUGGCGUGAACGGUGCCGGUGCAGGCGCAAGUUCCUGGGAGAGGCCCGUCUACGGGUUUCUCGCGAGGCUCGACGCAUCCAAACCUAUGGUGGAGGAUGCAUCUCGCAAUCCAGAGGCUGACACGUUCUCCUACCUUCAGCUUCUCAUUGAAGCUCUAAACAAAAUGGGUCAUCUGGAUAUCGCGGUCGAUCGCAUUGAACAACGACUUCCGGUGGAGCUCUUCACGGUGGUGGACAAAACGAACGCGGAGAUUGACGCUCGCUACCCGCUACCACGGGGAUUUAUGGCACAAGAUGGGAAGACGGAUUCCCCAACAGAAAUGAUCCAGAAGCGCGGUCAUGUGCUGUCCGAGUUUCUCUGGACACUUUAUGCCAAAUUCGAAGCCAUCGCAGAGGGUCAUCGUGUCGUUCACGAUGUGAUAGCAGCUAUUGUAGAGCGCGAAGGCAUACCCAAGAGCAGCUCUCUAGCUGGUGGCUUCAAAGAGCUCUGGAAACUUUACCAGAGCGAGAUUCGAUCGUUGAUGCAUGAUUACCUGGCAACCGACGGUGAUUCUUCCAUUAGACCAGAUGAGGAAGCGGAUGCACGACGUCAAUUUUACUCAGGCUACAGGGACAAGAACAAGGCGCGUUUACCCCCAUUAGAAAAAUGGUCCGUUUCUCAGAAAUUGUUCAAAUUAUCCGACGCAGGCCGCACGACACAGAUGAAGGCCGAACAAAACGAGUUGGAUGAGAUCCUGAGGUCUUCUGUCCCUGGUCUUAUCUCCAAGUCGGAACAGAAGUCCGAUGAAGACGGUCCCACUGAUUCCAGGCAAGGUACAGGCCACAAGAUUCUUAUUGAACCUAGUGUAUUCAACAUGAGCCUGCUACUACCGCCCUCACUCUCAUUUAUUCAACGACUGAAGGACAUUGUGCCUGUUGAUUCGGACAUGUUUACCGGUUCUCUAACCUCUUUCUUGGAUGACUUCCUCGUCAACGUCUUCCUACCGCAGCUUGACGAGACCGUCACCGAUCUUUGCACUCUCAGCUUUAUUACUCCUGAUGCUUUUACGGAAGAUCCUCAGUGGUCGAUGGUUUCACCAAAACCAGUGUUCAAGGGAACCGUAAAAUUCAUGUCGGUUGUGAGGGAGUUCAGUAGAAUGCUAUCCAGUAUUCCCCAUGAUCAAGCAUUUACGCAGCUUCUUCUCAGCCAGAUAGUAACAUAUUACGACAAAUGCUGUGGGUGGUACAAGACCAUCGUUACGAAGGUUUCUGGAAGAGGGGAUGUCCAGCUCAAAGCUGGGGCAGCUUUUGCUGAAUCGGGGCCUGUCCAUGAUCUUGUUGUCGAAUUGUGGCGAGGGACAAAUCCCAACAAACAGGAGCUCAUUGACAAGGAAACCAGUCUUUUGAUCAAGGAAACGGAUAGGGUGCCACUAGAGCCAGUUGAUAUCAUAUCCGAUGCCAAAUCAGUGGUCUCGCUAUCGCUGCUUCACAAUAGCAUGCAAUGGCUUGCUAGCAGUCUCUCGAAACUGCGGCAACCGUCGAUAGACUCUCGAUCAUCUCAGCCCGGAUCAGGGCCCACAAACCGUCGCUGGACAUUGAUCAGUGCCAUGAAGCCCAAGCGCGAUAGUAUAAAUCAGUCCAUCUACCUUCCAUUAAAUCAGGAGACGGCCACUGCAUUUGACACCACACUCCAGUCAUUACGGGACCUUGCGCUCACCGCUAUCUUUGCUUUGCAUCUAGACAUCAGAUGUGGAAUAAUUCAUAUGUUAACCCGCACUAUGGCCGGCCCUAAUCCCCCCGCAGUUCGCAACUCUGAACCUGCCACACCUUCUCCGCCUCCCAGUGGUGGUUGUUGGCAUCUCUUAACGAGCCAGCCAACCGCAGCAUCACCGGCUAUCCUUGAGUUAAACAAAGAUCUGAUUGCGUUUGAUACGAAUAUUUCAACGUAUCUGGGAUCCGCUCAGCGCCACUUCAUCACAUCCGGCCUCGCUCGGUUUGUUGACAGGGUCUUCGUCGCCAGCACCCGCUACAUCUGGGCUAUGAAUGAGAACGGCGCGUUACGACUCCAACUUGACGUCCUUGUCCUGCAGCAAAAUCUCAAGAACGUCAUCAUCGAUCCCACUCAGAUACCGCCACCAGAUCAGGCUAGAACGCCUCAAGCAGAACUAUAUCGUGAGGUUGUUACCCUUCCUCGGAGCGCCAAAUUCCUGGACUGGUUCCUCGAAGGGGCAGAAAAGGCGCUCGAUUACGCCAAAGAAGAAAAGGAGCGUAUGGCUGCGCAUGGCGAUCAGGCUCUUGCAGACGGCGACCCUUUUAGUUAUGAAGAACUCAAGGUCCUGGUUGAUUUAUGUUUCUCGGAGAAUCUCAGAGGGCCCAGGAGCGAGGAUAACCGGGAAGAUUUUAUGGCGUCGAAGAAGGCGAGUGCAGAUGCACUCUUGAGGCUGAACGAAAUCAUGUGGGAUUCCAAGUAA
This is a messenger RNA of Aspergillus nidulans FGSC A4, 3501 nucleotides long. RefSeq names its product exocyst subunit SEC8. The coding region runs from base 1 to 3501 and encodes 1166 amino acids. The record is from RefSeq and is a predicted model, not a curated record. NCBI's taxonomy places the organism in Eukaryota, Fungi, Ascomycota, Eurotiomycetes, Eurotiales, Aspergillaceae. Gene Ontology annotation, biological process: protein targeting to membrane; Golgi to plasma membrane transport; exocytosis. Gene Ontology annotation, cellular component: exocyst; cell periphery. The transcript has 8 exons.